Molecule: messenger RNA, 506 nt
Organism: Paramecium pentaurelia
Lineage: Eukaryota; Ciliophora; Oligohymenophorea; Peniculida; Parameciidae
Source: the annotation of a GenBank genome assembly
AUGCAAUACAAGUAAUUAGACAAUAUCAACUUAGAUUUCAAGAUGUUAGACCAUGUAUUAAUGAAAUAUAUAUCUCAUUUUUAAGAAUGUUUGAAAAUCUAGAACACUUUCAUCAACUUGCUUUUAUUAAGAUAUACAAUAUAUAUGAUAAAUAUAGGGUAUUUGAAAGAAAAGUAAACUUCAUGCUAAAAGAGAUCAGAAGAUUAAAUAUUAACUAAGACUUAUGUGUUAUGAAUAAUGCAUUAACAGAAUUUAAGAAUGAUGAAAAUAUAGAAUACAUUUUGUUGUCUUUUAUAAUGGAUUUAAUAAAUAAUGACUAGUGCCAAGAAAUACAUGUUUAAUCAAUUCUUGGUGGAUUGAUAAAUAUUGAAGGUUUUUCUAUCAUAAAAAAAAGAAUGGAAUUGUAAUAAUUCAAAUUGAUUGAUUUGAGUGAGUUGAAUGUAGCUGUUGAAUUAAAAAGCACUUCUACUAUAAUUUUAGAAAUUAUUAUUACAUUUAUAUUAUGA